Molecule: messenger RNA, 864 nt
Organism: Propithecus coquereli (Coquerel's sifaka)
Lineage: Eukaryota; Metazoa; Chordata; Mammalia; Primates; Indriidae
Gene: SLC25A16
Product: solute carrier family 25 (mitochondrial carrier), member 16
Exons: 7
Coding region: 94-864 (256 amino acids)
Biological process (GO): transmembrane transport
Cellular component (GO): mitochondrial inner membrane
Source: RefSeq, a predicted model, not a curated record
GGACGGCCUCUUAUCACUGGCUGCCCUGGCUAUGAUCCCAGCCGGCGGUUAGUUAAGUUUGUGGCUGAGGCUCCCGAGGCGGCCCUGGUCCUUAUGGCGGCGGCGGCCGCGGCCCUGGCAGCGGCUGACCCCUCUUCCGCGAUGCCUCAGGCGGCAGGGGCCGGAGGGCCCACCGCCCGCCGAGACUUCUACUGGCUGCGUUCCUUUCUGGCAGGAGGUAUUGCUGGAUGCUGUGCCAAAACGACAGUUGCCCCGUUGGAUCGAGUAAAGGUUUUAUUGCAAGCUCACAAUCACCAUUAUAGACAUUUAGGAGUAUUUUCUGCAUUGCGUGCUGUUCCCCAAAAGGAAGGAUACCUUGGCCUAUAUAAAGGAAAUGGUGCAAUGAUGAUUCGAAUUUUUCCCUAUGGUGCAAUCCAGUUUAUGGCAUUUGAGCAUUACAAAACGUUAAUUACUACAAAGCUGGGAGUUUCAGGUCAUGUGCACAGAUUAAUGGCUGGAUCCAUGGCAGGUAUGACAGCAGUUAUCUGUACUUACCCUCUUGACAUGGUUAGAGUACGCCUAGCAUUCCAGGUGAAAGGGGAACACACCUAUACAGGAAUUAUUCAUGCUUUCAAAACAAUUUAUGCAAAGGAAGGUGGUUUCCUUGGAUUUUACAGAGGCCUGAUGCCUACUAUAUUAGGAAUGGCUCCAUAUGCAGGUGUUUCAUUUUUUACUUUUGGUACCUUAAAGAGUGUUGGGCUUUCCCAUGCUCCUACCCUUCUUGGCAGACCUUCAUCAGACAAUCCUAAUGUCUUAGUUUUGAAAACUCACAUAAACUUACUUUGUGGUGGUGUUGCUGGAGCAAUAGCACAGACAAUAUCGUAA